AUGAAAGGAAUGCCAAUCUUGGGAACACCCUUUUAUAUCCAUAAGGGAUUAUUAAACUAUAAAAACAACAAGAAGCCAAAUAAAGCAGAGGAAUUCUGGGACCUCCUGGACGCUAAAAUGUCUAAAAUUCCUAAAUCAAAUGUAGUGAUAUUACUUGGAGAUUAUAAUCCCCAAAUAGGAAGAGAGAGGAUUCAUGGACCAAUAGUGGGAGAAUAUGCUGCACACCAAAGAACAAACAGAAAUGGGAUGAGAUUGAUUACUAUUUGUAAAAACUUUCAAAUGAAGGUAAUGUCGAUUUUCUUCAGGAAAUUGCCAAGAAGAGCUGAAAUAUGGAUUCCUCCAAAAUCUAUACUAGGUGAAUUUCAACUAGAUCAUGUAGCUAUAUCCAAAAGAAACAUGAAGGAAAUUAUGAAUGCCAAAGUAGUAAAAAGCAGAGAACUUGAUUCCGAUCAUUAUUUGUUUAAAAUCAAACUCAAAUUCUUAACCAACAGAGAUCACAGAAUAGGGAAAAAAAUAAAUAAGUACAACACAAAUAGAUUCCAAAUUACACAAGAAACUUUGGAAACAUUUUAG
Molecule: messenger RNA, 573 nt
Organism: Vespa crabro (European hornet)
Lineage: Eukaryota; Metazoa; Arthropoda; Insecta; Hymenoptera; Vespidae
Exons: 2
Coding region: 1-573 (190 amino acids)
Source: RefSeq, a predicted model, not a curated record